AUCAGUCAUCAUCAAUUGAUAUUACAGAGUCCCCUGUCUAAGUUCUGUUUCUCAUAUCCUUUAUAUAUACGCUCAUAUCCGAAGACUUUCUCAAUAUGAAGGUGUCUAUUGUCUUGUCAGCUUUCAUGGUUGCCAGCUUGGCUUCUGCUGCUGCUGUGCCUGUAGCAGAGCGCGGUAAUCAAUUAAACCCUGAAAUCCGUGAUGCCGAUAAAAACCAUCCACCACCUCCUCCUCCUCCCUCUGCCACUGACAAACCUCACCCACCGCAUACAAAGCGCGAUGGGGGCGAGCAUCCUCCUCCACCUCCCCCCACUGACAAGCCUCAUUCACCACAUACGAAGCGCGAUGAGGGCGAGCAUCCUCCUCCACCUCCUCCCACUGACAAGCCUCACCCACCGCAUACGAAGCGCGAUGAGGGUGACCACCCUCCUCCUCCAACUGGCAAGCCUCACCCUCACCCCCCUGCUUAA
Messenger RNA from Talaromyces proteolyticus, 470 nucleotides. RefSeq lists its product as uncharacterized. The transcript is spliced from 2 exons. The coding region runs from base 96 to 470 and encodes 124 amino acids. NCBI's taxonomy places the organism in Eukaryota, Fungi, Ascomycota, Eurotiomycetes, Eurotiales, Trichocomaceae. The record is from RefSeq and is a predicted model, not a curated record.